AUGCAACCUUUGGACCACAAAGCUUCAACAAGCACAAUUACUACCACCACGUCUUCUUCAACAGACCUUGCAACUGAGAAGGACCACAAGAGUUCGACGAGCACGAUCGUCGUCACCACUACCACCUGCUCUUCAUCAGAUCUUGAGCUUGAAAAGGCGCCUCUUCAAAUUACCCAUGUUCUUCCCGCAGAGAAACUUGACCAGAGGCCCUUUCGUCAACUGAGACACGUCAUUUUCACGGUCUACCGACGCCUCUUCACAUUUGUCAUUAUUGCCAACAUCGUCGCUCUGAUAAUAGUUGACAUUCGACCGCGAGAUACCAAGUUCUACUUCAAAGCCAUCUCAAGUGCCGCUUCAGCGAACCUCUUCCUCUGCGUCGCGAUUCGACAGGAUUACAUUAUCAACAUCCUGUUUGAUGUCUUCGCUGCCACCCCCAAGAGUGCACCAUUGCGUUUCCGUCGCAUUCUCACAAAAGUCUUUGAGUUCGGAGGUGUCCACACAAGUGCUGGGAUCUGCUCUACCGCGUGGUUCAUCCGUCUUGCCAUCUUCUUGACCCUCAGCUUCGAAAAUGGCAGCCUUCGCGACGUCCCGAUCCUCGCGUUGACAUAUGUACUCUUACUUCUGUUCUCUGGCAUCGUCAUCUUCGCCCAUCCAAAGAUGCGCAGCAAAACUCACAACACGUUUGAGCGAAUGCACCGUUUUGGGGGCUGGCUGUGUAGCGUCACGUUCUGGACCUUGAUAGUACUCACAGCUCGGGUCAUGGCUGAUCUUCCCGGCUCCAAACAGUCCACCAUCGAAGUACUCAUUCAUCUCCCCUCAUUCUGGUUGUUGUCAAUCAACACGAUUCAUACUAUCGUGCCCUGGCUACGCCUUCGCAAGCUCGAGGCUACACCAGAAAAACUCUCGGAUCACGCCUUGCGGCUGCAUCUCAAGGCAAACAUAGGCGGUUUCUACACUGUUCGUAUCUCUGACAGUCCGCUCAGCGAGUGGCAUUCAUUCGCAUGCUUCAUCGACUCGAAGCCAGUCAAUGGAAGUACGAAUUCCGUUGUCAUCUCACGUGCCGGAGACUGGACUUCCAAGACAAUUGCUGAGCCGAAGUCAUACUAUUGGAUCCGAGGUCUACCAACACGAGGAGUGCUGUACAUGUCUUUGACAUUUCGAAGUGUGGUUGUCGUUACCACCGGAAGUGGUAUUGGACCAUGUCUCAAUCUCCUCUCAAUGCAUGCUUCGACUCGUCCCGCUUGCCGAGUCUUGUGGUCGACACCAAAACCGCUUGCAACAUUUGGGCAGGAGAUUUGUGAUGAUGUAAAGGAAUGUGACCCAGCGGCAGUGAUCUGGGAUACGAAGAAGUUUGGACGACCGGAUAUGGUUGGUUUGACGUGGCAAUUACUGAAGGAGUCUCAGGCCGAAGCGGUUUUUGUUGUUAGUAACCCGAAAGUUACGAAGAUGGUUGUUUAUGCAAUGGAGAGCAGAGGUGUAGCAGCGUAUGGUCCCAUUUUUGAUUCUUGA
This is a messenger RNA of Mollisia scopiformis, 1509 nucleotides long. RefSeq lists its product as uncharacterized. NCBI's taxonomy places the organism in Eukaryota, Fungi, Ascomycota, Leotiomycetes, Helotiales, Mollisiaceae. Bases 1 to 1509 code for a protein of 502 amino acids. The record is from RefSeq and is a predicted model, not a curated record. The transcript has 2 exons.